This is a messenger RNA of Trichoplax adhaerens, 921 nucleotides long. RefSeq lists its product as uncharacterized. Gene Ontology annotation, biological process: protein phosphorylation. The record is from RefSeq and is a predicted model, not a curated record. The annotation marks the transcript as partial. Gene Ontology annotation, molecular function: protein kinase activity; ATP binding. NCBI's taxonomy places the organism in Eukaryota, Metazoa, Placozoa, Uniplacotomia, Trichoplacea, Trichoplacidae. The transcript has 7 exons.
AUAGAAAAACUAGAAGAAAGAAGAGAAAAAAAACUAUUUAAUGAUGAUGUCAUUGGCAGACUUUGUAAUCGUCACAGAGAUGUUGCUAGCGGAUUAAUCGAUGCAUUAAUAAUAAGGAAGGUGAAAUAUCGCUGGCAGCGUAGCAAAAAAAUUGGUGAAGGUAGAUUUGGUAAAGUUUAUACUUGCAUCAGUUUAGACACUGGAGAAAUAAUGGCAAUGAAGGAGAUUCGCUUUCAACGCGGUGACUUGGCUUCCAUUAGAGAAAUAGCUGAUGAAAUCGGCAAUAUCGAAAAUAUUAAUCAUCCUAAUCUCGUAAAAUGUUAUGGGGCUGAAAUUCACAGAGAGCAAUUGUUAAUCUUCAUGGAAUACUGUAACGAAGGUACAAUCAGUGACGCUGCCAAAAAUGGAUUACCUGAAGCAAUGAUUCGUAGAUACACGAAGCAAAUUUUGGUUGCAAUCGAUUUUUUACAUGAAAAUGGUAUUGUACAUCGGGAUAUUAAAGGUAAUAACAUUUUUUUGGCAAGAAAUGGUCUUAUCAAGCUCGGAGAUUUUGGUUGUUCCGUUAAACUGUCUAAAACUACGACUAUGUAUGGUGAAUUUAAUAAUAUGAGAGGAACCACAGCCUUUAUGGCCCCUGAAAUGAUAACUGAAAAUAAACGAAAAGGACAUGGUAGAGCAGUCGAUAUUUGGAGCUUAGGAUGUGUAGUAAUCGAGAUGGUAACUGGCAGACAUCCGUGGUCAGAAUUCGAUGACGAAUUUGCUAUUAUGUUCCAAGUUGGAAGUGGUGCAGCUCCAGUUACACCAGAUUCCAUUAGCGAUGAAGGAAAGGAUUUCCUCAGUCGCUGCUUAGUACACGAUCCACAAGAUAGAUGGACGACUAGCGAAUUACUGAAUCAUCCUUUUGUAAAAGUAAAAGAUUAG